GACAGAAAACUCACAAAAGUAGAGAGGCAGAGAUUUAAAGAGGAAGCAGAAAUGUUGAAAGGUCUACAACACCCAAACAUCGUGAGGUUUUAUGACUUCUGGGAAUCCUGUGCAAAAGGGAAAAGAUGCAUCGUGCUGGUUACUGAGCUGAUGACCUCUGGAACGCUGAAGACGUAUCUGAAGAGAUUUAAAGUGAUGAAACCAAAAGUCCUGCGGAGUUGGUGCCGGCAAAUCCUGAAGGGUCUUCUUUUCUUGCACACAAGAACUCCACCAAUAAUUCACAGAGACUUGAAAUGUGACAAUAUUUUUAUUACUGGACCAACUGGAUCUGUGAAAAUAGGAGACUUGGGUCUGGCAACCCUCAAGAGAGCUUCGUUUGCCAAAAGUGUAAUAGGUACACCAGAAUUCAUGGCCCCGGAAAUGUAUGAGGAACACUACGAUGAAUCUGUGGAUGUCUACGCAUUUGGAAUGUGCAUGUUGGAAAUGGCUACCUCAGAAUACCCUUACUCAGAAUGCCAGAAUGCUGCUCAAAUUUACCGAAAAGUAACCUGUGGUAUAAAGCCAGCAAGCUUUGAAAAAGUUACUGAUCCUGAAAUUAAGGAGAUAAUUGGGGAGUGCAUCUGCAAAAAUAAAGAAGAAAGAUAUGAAAUUAAAGAUUUAUUAAGCCAUGCCUUUUUUGCUGAAGAUACUGGGGUAAGAGUGGAACUUGCAGAAGAAGACCAUGGUAGGAAAUCCUCUAUUGCCUUAAGACUCUGGGUAGAAGAUCCUAAGAAACUGAAAGGAAAACCCAAAGAUAAUGGAGCCAUUGAGUUUACUUUUGAUCUGGAGAAGGAAACUCCUGAUGAUGUUGCACAAGAAAUGAUUGACUCUGGAUUUUUUCAUGAAAACGAUCUCAAGAUAGUUGCAAAGUCCAUACGUGACAGAGUGGCACUAAUCCUCUGGCGAAGAGAGCGGAUUUGGCCGAGGAUGCAGUCGGAGGAGCGUCGGGACUCAGAGUGCCUGGAGAAGCUAAAGGCACCACAGGCACAGCAGGUCCAGGUCACCUACCUUUCUCACACGGGGCACCACAUCCUGUCAGAGUCAGAGGAGCCAGAGGCAGACCAGCACCCCUUCCAGCAGAACCUGCCCACCAGCGUCACCUCAGUCGCGUCUGACAGCACGUUUGACAGCGGCCAGGGCUCCACUGUUUAUUCCGACUCCCAAAGCAGCCAGCAAAGUGUCAUCUACUCGUCCCUGCCCGACCCGGUCCCUCCUGCCAUCCAGCGGGUGUACAGCCCUCCUCUGAGUGAGACCCAGGCUGUGUCCCACAGCCUGCCCCAGCUCGGGCACUACCAGCAGCCCUCAGGAAGUCCCCAGCCCAUCUCCCAGCCAGCCCCUCUGCAGCAGGUCCUUGCCAGCCAGCCCGUGUGCCCACUCCAGCCUGCACCCCACCUGCUCCCGCAGUACCAGUCGCAGGGCUCGCAGGUGGCAGCCAGCAGUACCCCCCUGAAACCCCUGCAGAUCUCCACCGUGCCGCAGCUCCCACCCGUGGCCCCUUCCCAGAUUCCUCAGUUUCCUGUCAUUCCUGCAAUUACUCCUCUGGCAGGACUUGACAGCCUUCCUCCAAACCUCUCU
This is a messenger RNA of Acanthisitta chloris (rifleman), 1614 nucleotides long. Its product is annotated as serine/threonine-protein kinase WNK2-like. Lineage: Eukaryota; Metazoa; Chordata; Aves; Passeriformes; Acanthisittidae. The transcript has 10 exons. The record is from RefSeq and is a predicted model, not a curated record. The annotation marks the transcript as partial. Gene Ontology annotation, molecular function: chloride channel inhibitor activity; ATP binding; protein serine/threonine kinase activity. Gene Ontology annotation, biological process: positive regulation of potassium ion import across plasma membrane; negative regulation of sodium ion transport; monoatomic ion homeostasis. Gene Ontology annotation, cellular component: cytosol; cytoplasm.